This is a messenger RNA of [Candida] anglica, 1418 nucleotides long. Lineage: Eukaryota; Fungi; Ascomycota; Pichiomycetes; Serinales; Debaryomycetaceae. The record is from the annotation of a GenBank genome assembly.
GUUAUAUUGACGGGGGAACUUUGCACAACAAGCUAGACCCACAAUUCACUAGCAAUUUGUUUGCACGUACUGUUUCCCUUUUCAAAAUAUUAUACAUUUGUCUAUAAAUAUUUUGAGUCCAAUCACCCAAAAAAGAUCGCUUUCUUUUUUAUUUAUUUUUAAAGAUUUUAAAAUUCGAAUUUUCAAGUAAAAUCAUUCCGGGAUCUCGGAAUAUAGGAUAUGGUGGACCGAAACGUACCGGAUAGGACGAAUGUGCCAAUACAGCACCAACGUGAGUUUUCCGAUAGGAUACAGGGAGAAGAUUUGGAAUUUCAUUCAAGAGCUACUCGAGAUUUCCCUGUUACACAUAAAAUUGAAAGAUUAAGAGAAAUCCCACCUCCUUCAUUCUUAACAAACUUAUCUGCAACACAAUUGGUCACCCUUUCAGGAGCUGCCUCUGGGUUUCUAGCUGGAGUGGUGGUAUGUCCAUUGGACGUUGUUAAGACAAGACUUCAAGCAAAGGGAGCUGCAACCAUUAUUCAAGGUAGACAAAGAUAUCAUGGAUUUAUAGGAGAAUUUAGAAACAUCAUAGCAGAGGAAGGGUUUAGAGGAUUAUAUAGAGGUUUAGUACCCAUAACAAUUGGCUAUUUACCCACUUGGACCAUAUAUUUCACCAUUUAUGAAAAAGCAAAGGGAUUUUAUCCUCAAUUUAUGGAUAAGAAUUUUGGAUUGAAUAUUGAUUCAUUAAAUCAUUUUUGUGCGGCUCUUACAGCAGGUCUGGCCUCUUCUAUUGCAGUGAAUCCAAUCUGGGUGGUUAAAACUAGAUUAAUGACUCAAGUAGCUAAACCAAAGGAUUCAAUUAACAAAAAACAACAUUAUUAUAAAGGAACAUUUGAUGCAUUUAAAACUAUGUAUAGAGAAGAGGGAUUCAGAGUCUUUUAUAGUGGGUUAGUCCCAUCAUUAUUUGGAUUAUUACAUGUUGGAAUUCAUUUCCCAGUAUAUGAAAAAUUGAAACAUCUAACUGGUUGCAACGUUGCAACUACAAGUUCUCAUUCUCAAUUUGAGGAUAAUAAUAAUUCUUCCUCUAAUUCUGCAGCAGCAGCUGAGGGAAUUGAUUUUACCAAUGGACCAAGUCAUUUAUUGUGGAGACUUAUAUUUGCAUCUUCAUUAGCUAAAAUGAUUGCUAGUACAAUUACAUAUCCACAUGAAAUUCUUCGAACUCGAAUGCAAAUACGAACCAAACAAAAUUGCAUAGAUCAAGAUGGUAUUAUUAAAGCUAUUAGUAAGAUUUACCGUAAAGAAGGUUGGAAGGGGUUUUAUGCAGGGUAUGUUGUAAAUUUGGCUAGAACAGUACCAGCAAGUGCCAUAACCCUUGUAAGCUUUGAAUAUUUCAAGACAUAUUUAUUAGAAAUAAGUGGAAAGACCUUAUAGCAUAGCAU